AGGUAUACAAGGUUGAUAAAUAUGCAGUGUCCAUGGACACUGCCGGUAUUAUUGUUCGACAUUUAUAGCUUUGAAGGGGGUUUUAAACUGCAAUGGCUGACUGACAUAUACACCAGCCGUCGGUCGAAUCAAUGAGGUGACACACUAAAUCGGAUAUCCAAACAUAACCGUGUGAGAAAAAAAGAUAUAUGUAGAGUGAACAGUCAGGUAAGCUGUUAUCGUCUAAAAGUAAAAGUUUACAGUAACGUUUAAAUCCAAAUGCACAGCGAUUGGUUAUUCCAGAGUUAUUAAAAAUAAACUACAAUACACUACAAAGGCGGAUACAACUGAGUGAAAGACUGCUAUAUGGAAAUGGAAAGAUUUGUAAUGUCACUAGGUCAUCGAGACAGUAUAGCACCACCAUCUGCCUCAGCUUUGGCAAUUGAGGCAAAGAGUGUAUUCGAUGAAUUCGACAGAGACAAAAACGGAAGAAUCGAUGCUUUGGAACUUGGGAGUGCACUUCGCAUGCUUGGUCUGAAUCCUACAAUGAAAGAAGUAUCCGACAUGAUUUCUGAAGUGGACAACGAUGGUAAUGGUACGAUAGAAUUUGAAGAAUUCCACACUUUCAUAAAACGGUCGUACAAAAAACCCGAUGAUAUCAAACAUGAUUUAAAGAAAGCUUUUCGAGUACUGGAUAUCAACGGGGACGGGUUCAUAUCAAAGGAGGAGCUGAGAGAAGUCCUGAGUCCUUGA
Molecule: messenger RNA, 732 nt
Organism: Saccostrea cuccullata (small rock oyster)
Lineage: Eukaryota; Metazoa; Mollusca; Bivalvia; Ostreida; Ostreidae
Product: calmodulin-like
Exons: 4
Coding region: 346-732 (128 amino acids)
Cellular component (GO): myosin II complex
Molecular function (GO): calcium ion binding
Source: RefSeq, a predicted model, not a curated record